UUGUUUCGGCUAGAGUUUUCUAGGCAAAAUUAUAGGUGUGAACUGGUGGUUAUUUGUGGUUCUUUUCAGUUUAUUGUGCUUUAAAAAGUGUUCAAAGUUCUUUUUUUCUCGCCCAACAAUUGCUAGUUGGGGAAAAAAGGGGUCUAAAUUGAAUGCAAUUUUGGUGCUUGAAAAUGGGUUUUAAUAAGUUUCAGUACUGUUGCUAGUUGUGUUUCAAUUUCUGAGUUCUGAAAAGGCUUGAGAGAGUACUCAUAAUCAUGGAAUCUGCUGUUACUUUCGGGGUUUCGCCUUGUUUCGGUAUAAAUUCGAAGCCAAAGGCGAAGCAUCGUUUUCGAGUGAGAGCCGAGAGGGUAGUCGGUGAUAAUUUAUCAGUGCAUUCAUCUGAUGGGGUGUCAGUGAAUGGAGGAAGUGUUUCUGCAAUGGAAGAGAAGGAGAAAAAAAGGUCAUUUCUUGAUGGUGGGAAUGGGAGUUUAAAUUUAAAGCCUAGGACUGAGAAAAAAUUGGUGACACAAAGGGUGGUUUCUAAAGAAUUGGAAGUGUUGUGGGAUGAUGGUUAUGGAACAAAUACUGUGAAAGAUUAUCUUUAUGCUGCGGUGGAUAUGAUCAAGCCCGAUGGCGGACCGCCGCGGUGGUUCUGCCCCCUCGAGUGCGGUCGGCCUAUAAAAGAUUCUCCCGUGCUUCUGUUUUUACCUGGGCUUGAUGGUGUUGGGAUGGGCCUCAUCUUGCACCAUAAAGCUCUUGGAAAGGUUUUUAAAGUUCAGUGCCUUCAUAUUCCAGUCCAAGAUCGAACACCUUUUGAAGGACUGGUGAAACUUGUUGAAGAAACAAUUAGACAUGAGCAUGCUUCGCGUCCGAAUAGUCCGAUAUAUUUGGUGGGAGAUUCCUUUGGAGGAUGUUUAGCGCUUGUUGUUGCUGCUCGGAAUCCGACCAUAGACUUAGUGGUGAUAUUAGCUAACCCUGCUACAUCAUUUGGCAGGUCACAGUUGCAACCAUUGUUCCCUAUAUUGGAAUCUGUCCCUGAUGAACUCCAUGUUACCAUCCCCUAUCUUCUGAGCCUUGUAAUGGGUGAUCCGGUGAAAAUGGCUUCUGUCGGUAUUGAAAGUAGACUUUCACCGAUGCAGAAAAUGAAACAGUUGUCCAACAACCUCACUGCAAUGCUCCCUCUCCUUUCUGGUAUGGCCAACAUUAUGCCAAAGGAGACUCUCGCGUGGAAGUUGAAGUUGCUUAAAUCGGCUUCUGCUUAUGCUAAUUCGCGACUCCAUGCUGUUAAAGCCGAAGUACUAGUGCUCGCAAGUGACAAGGACAAUAUGCUCCCUAGUCAAGACGAGGCUCAACGUCUUAAAAGCUCAUUAUCGAAUUGCAUUGUCCGUCGCUUCAAGGACAAUGGACAUACCCUUUUACUAGAAGAGAGCUUGAAUUUACUGACUGUCAUUAAAGGUACUUGCAAGUACCGGCAUUCCAGGAAGCAUGAUUUUAUUUCGGAUUUCUUGCCUCCCAGCAUGUGGGAAUACAGAUAUGGAUUUGAUGUAGUAUCCGGAUACCUACGAUUCGCUUCUGGUGCGGCCAUGUUCUCUACCAUGGAAGAUGGAAAGAUCGUGCAAGGACUUGCAGGGGUUCCAAAUGAAGGUCCUGUGUUGUUAGUCGGUUACCAUAUGUUAAUGGGACUCGAACUUUCUUGCCUUGUCGAUGCCUUCUUACGAGAGAAGAAGAUUAUGGUCCGCGGAAUAGCACAUCCAGAGUUGUUUUGGGGCAAAUUGCAAACUUCGUCCGAUGAGUUUGCUUUCGCCGAUUGGGUUAAAGUCAUGGGUGCAUUGCCUGUAUCAGCGAACUAUCUGUUCAAGGCUUUGUCUACGAAAUCACAUGUUCUUCUUUAUCCCGGUGGCGCCCGCGAGGCACUCCAUUAUAAGGGUGAACAAUACAAAUUAUUCUGGCCAGAUCAACCUGAAUUUGUUAGAAUGGCGGCACGAUUCGGGGCCACAAUCGUACCUUUUGGGACUGUGGGAGAAGAUGAUAUAGCAGAACUGGUUCUUGAUUACAAUGACUGGAUGAAAAUCCCCGUGAUUAAUGAGAGAAUAAAAGAAUCCAUUCGAGACGGUAUAAGAAUAAGGGAUGAAACAAAGGGAGAGGUUGCCAACCAACAGCUUUUUAUUCCGGGGAUGUUACCAAAGGUUCCGGGUCGUUUUUACUAUCUGUUUGGAAAGCCGAUAACGUUGAAGGGAAGGGAAGAUUUGCUUAACAACAGAGAAGAAGCAAAUAAAUUGUAUCUGCAGGUAAAAUCAGGAGUUGAACAAUGUAUAGAUUACUUGCUGAAGAAGCGAGAGGAGGAUCCGUAUCGGAGUAUAAUCGAUCGGACAAUCUACGGAGCACUCUACUCUUCUGCGGAUCAAGCUCCAACUUUCAAGCCUUGAAGAAAAGGAAAAUUACUCAAGCAUAUGCAUCUUUGAUUCUAUUGUGAGCUUAUUUUUGUAACAAAAUGCAUAGUUUAUGCACUGUCGCCAUUGCCAAUCUUGUGCAACACUAUCUCACAGAGCUGCAAACACAAUGAAAA
Molecule: messenger RNA, 2548 nt
Organism: Hibiscus syriacus
Lineage: Eukaryota; Viridiplantae; Streptophyta; Magnoliopsida; Malvales; Malvaceae
Product: acyltransferase-like protein At1g54570, chloroplastic
Exons: 13
Coding region: 258-2408 (716 amino acids)
Cellular component (GO): membrane
Source: RefSeq, a predicted model, not a curated record